AGAACACCCUACCCGGAAACUCGGAGGUGGAUAGAAAAAUAUAACUAGGGAAACUGUGAAGUAAUUUGAGUAAUCACGACACAACCUGUCCACAAACAGACUCGAAAUCAGCUAGGAUGUGUAUUUGACACCUUUUGCAUUUCAGAAACUGACCCAGGGACAGAAGGGAGUUGGAGUUAACUGUGGAUCUUCUAUUGCUCCCGGAAACCAAAAGCCUUUAUAGCAACCGGACUGCAGUUGUAGGUUGUCACUAGUAACCCAGCCACAAAGUAAAAAAUGGCUAUAUCGUAAAAAUGCAUGGAAACUCAAAUUAGCCUUUUGGUCUUAAUUUAAGGUUAGGGAUGUGUAUAAAGUGAGCAGUGUGGUUAGGGUUAGCAUCUGAUUUUAUGAAUAUCAAUUUUAGAAAUAGGCGGGGUUUAUCCAUAAUAAUGACUUUGUGGCUGUGGUAACUUGCCGUUUGUGGGAGAGCCGAGCAAACAGCUAGCAAGGCAGCUAAAAUGUCUUGAUUACAAAUAGUCGCUUUGUGAAAUAGAAUUAGAUGACUUGUUACAUAGAUCAAACGCGUUGAUAUUUAGCUCCUCUUGUUGUGUCAACAUCGUGAUAGUUUUCGCUAGGUAUUGUUGAAUGACUUGUGACAUUGUCUAACGUUAGUGCUAGCAAGCCCAGCUAGAUGCUAUAGUACACCGGGGAGACGUGCUAGCUAAUAUUAGCUGAACGUGGAGGCCGGACAAUCCAUCGUUCUUUAGUUUAGAUAGCUUGCUAAAUUAGCGUUUCAAAUUAUUACAAAUAUUUGCUCGAUACUAUGGAACAGUUUUCAUUAUAACUUAUAUUUAUUUUGGUCCAGGAAAAAAACGUUAUUUAUUAUCUUUCAUUGCGCAGCAAUUCUAUUUUAGUCCUGUUGCAGCCACUGAGGUAUAAUAAGGACGUUUGUAUCUGGAAGACAAGAGUCGCACAGUCAUGUAACUGUAAUGCAGGAGGUGUCUAACUGAUCCAGUGCCAGCCCCUCUGAAGUAACACCAGACUGACUGGAAGUGUGAAGAAAACCCAGCAAGACAUAGUCAUGUUGGAGGAGGACAUGGAAGUGGCCAUCAAGGUGGUGGUGGUGGGCAAUGGUGCGGUGGGGAAGUCCAGCAUGAUCCAGCGCUACUGCAAGGGCAUCUUCACCAAGGACUACAAGAAGACCAUCGGUGUGGACUUCCUGGAGAGGCAGAUACUGGUGAAUGAUGAAGAUGUGAGAUUGAUGUUGUGGGACACAGCAGGGCAGGAAGAGUUUGAUGCCAUCACCAAGGCCUACUACCGCGGUGCCCAGGCGUGUGUUCUGGUCUUCUCCACCACCGACAGGGAGUCGUUCGAGGCGGUCGGCAGCUGGUGGGAGAAGGUGGAGCUAGAGGUGGGAGACAUCCCCACUGUGCUGGUGCAGAACAAGAUUGACCUUCUGGAUGACACGAUGAUCAAAAAUGAAGAGGCAGAAGGUCUGGCCAAGAAGCUCAAGUUGAGGUUUUAUAGAACUUCUGUAAAGGAGGACCUCAAUGUCAAUGAAGUUUUCAAAUACCUAGCAGAUAAGUAUCUGCAGCGACUCAAGCGGCAAACCGCAGAGGAGCCCGAGGCAGUGCAUACAGCAGGCAAUAAAAUUGGCGUUUUCAACACCACAAGUAGUAACCUAUCUAGUCAGAACUCCAGCAAUGGCCGUGAAAUCAUCAGCUUGCGGCCCCACAAACAGAGGACCAAGAAGAGCAAAAACCUCUUCAGUAGCUGCAGCCUUCUUUAGAAUCAAUCCAUUCCCUUCAAUACUAUCCAGUCAAGCCUUUGAUUCGCAUGGAUAGAUGGGAGAUCUAAAGCACCAGUAUGGCAAAAGUAACAAUAGUCCUCCUGAUGGCUGCAAUGGAUACCAAAACCUAUGUUGUAGCAUGAAUGGAAUUCUUGAAGCUUAUCUUUUGGGAAAUUGAGGUUGGGCGUUGCAGGGUUUUCCCCAUUUACACCCUUCAACAUGUUGUAGGGAAGGGUUACAUUCUAGUUCACUAACAAGGCAUCUUUGUAUGUUCAUAUGUGAUUUUUACAGAUUACCAUUUGUGCAUUUGACUGUUCAUCUGUGCAAUAUGUUUAUUGUAAGAGAUAUACUGAUUAUUUUGUACCAUAUUUUGUUUAAAAUAUUAAUGGAAUAUGGUUCAAUCUAUGCUGUAUAUUGUGGAUAAAGACUUUUGUUUUCUGAAAGGUAUUUUUAUAUGAAUUUUAAGUGUUUAACAAAUGUUUGCAGACAAUGACUUACCUAAAACGUAACAUAGUGCCAAAUAGUUUCUUAACCUCCUUUUAUUGUUGAAAGAAAUGUACAUAUUUUAAGGUGAAAGGUAGGAGUGAUUGGUAGUUGUAUGAAAAUACUGAAUUACAACAAAGACCAAUAGAAUGUGCUCUUAUAUUACCAAAUAAAAUUUGAGAUUCGCACAAUAA
This is a messenger RNA of Oncorhynchus tshawytscha (Chinook salmon), 2445 nucleotides long. RefSeq names its product ras-related protein Rab-23. NCBI's taxonomy places the organism in Eukaryota, Metazoa, Chordata, Actinopteri, Salmoniformes, Salmonidae. Bases 1061 to 1768 code for a protein of 235 amino acids. The record is from RefSeq and is a predicted model, not a curated record. Gene Ontology annotation, molecular function: GTP binding; GTPase activity. The transcript has 8 exons.